CAUUUUCUGCUAGAAUUAGAGCUAGAAUUCAUGAGAGAUGGGAUCUUCAUUUAUACGCCCCGAACACUGGAAAGUCAACAAAAACGACAACCAUGGCCAUGAUGAAAUCUGCAAUCAAGCAAUUUGGUUUCAUUUGCAGAACAUCUGGAUAACGCGAACCUUGGUGUGUGUUUGUGGUGCAUCGGUUUCCACGACUGCCACAUAUAUCCGCUUGCCAUUCUUGGACUAAACCCCCAUGUCCAUUGUGAAAAGUGCAACACUGGAAACCUUCACUCGUCCCUUGUCGCAUCAAAGCCCUGUACCCAUUUGAUCCCUUUUUUUUUAUUGAGCCAGGUGUUUCCUUGCUUGCUUCAAUGGCGUCCAUGUCUAGAUUGGUUCUCAAGGACUGUAAGUUUCGGACACACGACGUUUUGUACAAACCAAGCUCUUCUCUUCCUUCUAGGAAGCUUCAAUUGCAUCUGGAUGUAAGAGGGGAGUUUCCUGAAGCUAAGAAUGGAAGAAGUUUGUCAAUCCUUAACAAGCCAUGGAGUCCAGUAGUUACAAUCCCUUCUUCAGUCAUUCAAACUUCAAGGAACUCUCAAGUUUGGUGCAAGGCUGCAACAAAUUUAUCUGGAGAUGUCCCCAGUAAAACACCCGAUGGAAUGAGUCAGUAUGAGAGAAUAAUUGAAACUUUGACAACUCUUUUUCCGGUUUGGGUCAUAUUGGGCACCAUUGUUGGCAUCUACAAGCCGGCUGCUGUAACAUGGUUGGAGACAGACCUUUUCACUCUUGGCCUAGGUUUCCUCAUGCUUUCAAUGGGAUUGACACUAAGAUUUGAGGAUUUCAGACGCUGUUUGCGGAAUCCAUGGACUGUUGGUGUAGGAUUUCUUGCUCAAUACUUGAUUAAACCCAUGUUGGGCUUCGUCAUUGCAUUGACUCUGAAACUGUCUGCACCUCUUGCAACUGGUCUUAUUUUGGUCUCAUGCUGCCCUGGAGGUCAGGCAUCAAAUGUUGCAACUUACAUAUCAAAAGGAAAUGUGGCACUUUCUGUUCUCAUGACAACGUGUUCAACUAUUGGAGCUAUUGUUAUGACACCACUCCUCACUAAGCUUCUUGCUGGUCAGCUUGUUCCAGUUGAUGCUGCGGGUCUGGCAAUCAGCACUUUUCAGGUUGUUUUAGUGCCAACAAUUGUUGGAGUGUUGGCAAAUGAAUUCUUCCCCAAAUUCACUUCCAAAAUAGUGACAGUGACACCUUUGAUUGGAGUUAUUCUCACCACACUUCUCUGUGCAAGCCCAAUUGGACAAGUUUCAGAUGUAUUGAAAACUCGAGGAGCGCAACUAAUACUUCCAGUGGCUGUCCUACAUGGUGCUGCAUUUGCACUUGGUUAUUGGCUUUCAAGAGUAUCAUUUGGCGAAUCCACUUCUCGUACUAUUUCUAUAGAAUGUGGGAUGCAGAGCUCUGCACUUGGGUUUUUGCUCGCCCAGAAGCAUUUUACAAAUCCCCUUGUUGCUGUCCCUUCUGCUGUCAGCGUUGUUUGCAUGGCUCUUGGUGGGAGUGCUCUUGCAGUCUUUUGGAGGAACAAGCCGAUACCUGUUGACGACAAGGAUGACUUCCAGGAAUAAUGAAAAUUCUGUCUCGGGCUUUGUUCUUGAAAAAAUCUAUUUGCAAGCCUGUUUUUUUAACACAUCUAACACAACACUGAAGUGGAUCCCACAAUGAUAAAAAAGUAUAGGUAUUUUAACUUUUUUAUAACUAUAGUGGAUUCCACAAGUGGUUUGCUGAUACAUCAGGCUUGCAAAUAACACAACCUCUUGUUCUUUAUGGGUAUUGUUUCUCGCUAAAUUAAGCCAGUUCGAAGGAUUUUUUUGUGGUCCUCUUCUCAGGUUCUUAUUUAGAAUCAUUGGAAUUCUGUGAAGACAUCAAUGGAAAAUUAAGGGGAUGCGAGUGUUUGGGUUUCAGGUAUUUGUUUCUGCAGAGCAUUAAAACUGGAAUUUAGGAACUGAACUUUUUUGUUUCAUUUUGUGAAAAUAACAGAGAUUUUUAUUUCUUUGAGAGACCCAUUACUCUUCAAAACUUCCUGCCUUGUUUGUAAUUUCAUUUGCCAGAUUUACAAUUGGUUCCAUCUUCAUUUUCGUUUGAACAAAUCGGAAGAGGCCGAAUGCUCUUCCCCUCUUGUAUGAUAGCAAUUUUGAAUGGAAUACUUUUGCAGCAA
Messenger RNA from Juglans microcarpa x Juglans regia, 2191 nucleotides. Its product is annotated as sodium/pyruvate cotransporter BASS2, chloroplastic. Lineage: Eukaryota; Viridiplantae; Streptophyta; Magnoliopsida; Fagales; Juglandaceae. Gene Ontology annotation, cellular component: membrane. The record is from RefSeq and is a predicted model, not a curated record. The transcript is spliced from 13 exons. Bases 354 to 1601 code for a protein of 415 amino acids.